Stylophora pistillata is the source of this 1001-nucleotide messenger RNA. RefSeq names its product kynureninase. The record is from RefSeq and is a predicted model, not a curated record. Gene Ontology annotation, molecular function: pyridoxal phosphate binding; kynureninase activity. NCBI's taxonomy places the organism in Eukaryota, Metazoa, Cnidaria, Anthozoa, Scleractinia, Pocilloporidae. Gene Ontology annotation, biological process: NAD+ biosynthetic process. Gene Ontology annotation, cellular component: cytoplasm.
ACGGCCAUUAUUUCCCGAGUAUCAAGUUGAUUGAACGUUGUCCCUUCAGGCAUAUUGUGUUUGCAUUCAAAACUACUUAAAAUGACAUCGUACGACGAUCUAAGAAAGAAGUGCAGCGAGCAGCUGAAUUUCGAGCCAUUUCAAACGCUCAUCCGAUUGGCAAAAUCAGCUGAGUUAGAAAUUACUGAUGCGAAAUUCGCGCACAUGAUGGACGAUAGUGAUGAGUUGAAGAAUCUUCGAGAAGAAUUUUUCUAUCCAAAGAUAAGGGAUCUUCCUAAAGUUGAUCCGGCAUUAGUGGAUAUGGAGAUGGACAGCAUGUACUUCUGUGGAAAUUCUCUUGGACUCCAACCCAAAGAAUCACGUACAUUGGUUAUACAGGAGCUGGACAAGUGGGAAAAAAUGGGAGUUCAUGGUCAUUUUUGUGGUGAUCUUCCUUGGUGGAAAAUAGAAGACUUCGUACUCUCAGAAAGUGCUAGAAUAGUAGGUGCUAAGGAUAUAGAAGUUGCCAUCAUGAACUCUCUCACAGUAAAUUUGCACCUUCUCUUGGUGCCAUUCUACAGACCAACACCUCAGAGACACAAAAUUCUAAUAGAAGCAAAGGCAUUCCCCUCAGAUCAUUAUGCAGUGCAGUCACAGAUAAGUUUCCAUGGAUACAAUCCAGCAGAAGCCCUCAUUGAAGCUACACCGAGAGAGGGUGAGGAACUACUCAGAACAGAUGAUAUUGUGUCCUUAAUUGAGAAACAUGGAGAUUCAAUAGCACUUGUUAUGUUUAGUGGUGUUCAAUAUUACUCUGGACAAUUUUUUGACAUAAAAAGAAUUACUGCAUCUGCACAGAAAAAGGGUUGUGUGGUAGGUUGGGAUCUAGCACAUGCUGUUGGAAAUGUGGAAUUGCACCUUCAUGACUGGAAUGUUGACUUUGCCUGUUGGUGUUCUUACAAGUAUCUCAACUCAGGACCUGGAGGGAUUGCAGGAGCAUUUGUCCAUGAAAAGCACGCUUAUAA